Molecule: messenger RNA, 1246 nt
Organism: Botrytis cinerea B05.10
Lineage: Eukaryota; Fungi; Ascomycota; Leotiomycetes; Helotiales; Sclerotiniaceae
Exons: 4
Coding region: 121-1056 (311 amino acids)
Source: RefSeq, a predicted model, not a curated record
GGCUCGAGUAUUCUAUCUGAAUUUACUCUAUUGAACUUUUGGCUCGACACUCAUCUGCGGUAUCUAAAGUCAAACUACAAAAAUAUCUGAACGCGCUCACCAUUGUUACUCGCAUUGAAAAUGGAAACUGCGGCUGUGGAAAGGGCGACCGCCACCGCUAAAUUGUCGACUACUAAAGUUACUAUAGUCGAGGUGGUGUCGCCAGACCAGGAACUUUACUUGCUUAGUAGAAGAGACGAGGAAGAGAGAGACAGGCUAGACCAACAGAGCAAAUCCAUUAGAGUUAUCAGAGAUGGACACGUCCUUGACCCCCGAAUCCCAAAGGAAAAUGUAUUCAGAGUAGCAGAUAUUGCAACAGGUACCGGGGUUUGGCUCAGAGAACUGGCUGAGGAAUUUUCGAAUGGGGGAUACAACCUUCUGGAAACAGUAGGGUUCGAUAUCUCUCCUGAUCAAUUCUUCAAAAAUGCUGUUGAAGAAGACAAAUUUGUACUAUGGGAUAUGACGAAGAGUUUCCCCAAAGAAUACCACGGCACCUUUGAUGUCGUGCAUAUACGACUCGUCGUGCUCGCCCUGAAAGCUGAACAGAUCAAAGGCGUUGUAGAGAAUCUGGUCGAGUUACUCAAACCUGGAGGAUAUCUUCAAUGGACCGACAUAUCCUACCGAAACGGCCUACAGAUAACACAGUCCGAUGAUGAAAGCGACCCCUCAUGGAAAGCAGAGAUAGACAAUAUGUUCAAGAACUGGGGCGACCAAGGAUUUUCCUACGAUGUAGCUGAAGACGCAGAAAAAGCUCUUCAAGAUUUGCCCGUGGAGGACGUGCAUGUGACCAACCACACAUUUGCACCUAUUAAAAGACCGGAAAUAAAUAGCUUGGUCAUUGAGUGGCAAUGGCGUUCCAAGUCGCUUGUUAUAGAAAUGCUAUCGUCUCGGAAUGGACUGAGCAAGGAAGAAGCGAAGAUGGCUGCGUCUGUCUACCGGAAUAAAGCUAUCGAGAUGGGGAAGCGGGGCACGAUGUGGAGGUCACCGAUGGCAACACUGGUCGCUCGCAAAAAGUGAAAGUUGUCAAGUGUCAGGCACCAGCCCAAUACUCCUCAUUUGGGAUUUGGCGUUGAGAGAAUGCGAAGCGGCCCAGCAAAUAUGGGUAGCUAUCUACAAACCGGGGAUCCAUUCUGAAUGAACAGAUAUUCAUGGGGACCCUGGGUCAAUUCAGGUUCCUGCACGCCUUGUAGAAUAUUGAUAUAUCACA